UUCGCUGCGGCUUCUGUCACUUGGCCAGGUUUUGGGUGAUAUUAGGCUUUACUAAUCUUAUUUCUUGAGCUCUCACUAAUUCUAACGCCACCUUCUUCCUAGGCUGAUGUCUAAAAACUCCCCAGGCAGGGGUUUGUCCCCAUGGGCGGCCUCUAUUCCAACGGAUGAAUUACCUCUAGAUUUGUUCAUCCGCAGUGGUGUGAGCAACAUCCCGGUGGCUCUGGUUCCUUCAAAUGGAGGCUUUAUACGUCUAACCAACCCCCAGGCGAUCCAGAAAUCCCUGCAAGCUGCUACCUCUUCAUACCAGACCAUCACGGAAGUGAGGCAGUUCGGCCGAGGAGGUAUCGUGUGUCGGUCACCAGACCAGUCCUGUGUCGCGGAUUUGCUAAAGUGCUCGUCAUUCGCGUCAUUACCGGUGAGUGCCUUUAUCCCUGCUCACCUCGCCUGCACUAAGGGAAUAGUCAGAGGUGUCGAUGCUGAUCUUUCUCCCGCUGAAACACUUGAGAGAUUGUCUGGGACUGGAGUAAUUGCUGUUUACCGAUGCACUCGAGUGGUAGACAAUAAGCGGGUCCCAACAGAAUCAGUGAUUGCGACUUUUGCUGGAACUUCCUGCCCGUCAGAGCUAAAGGUGUGGCCCCUUGUGUUCAGAGUUGAACCCCUGGCGUCGCGUCCGAUUCAAUGCCGCAAUUGCUGGCGAUACGGCCAUAGUACGGCAGGGUGUAAAUCAAGACAACGUUGUUGCGCAUGUGGGGGAGAACACGCUCAAAGUGAUUGUAAUGCCCAAGAAGAGCGAUGCUGCCUCUGUGAUGGAAAUCAUCCAGCCAAUUAUUUAAACUGUUCUGUUAGGGCUCAAGAGUUACAGGUGAUUGAAAUAAUUGAUCGUCGACGCUGCUCUAGGAUGGAGGCCAUAAACAUUGUGAAAGAAAGGGCAUCUGGCUAUGCGGGGAUAAUAGGUAGACAAAAUCUUACCCCGGACCGAUCACUUACUGCAACUAUAGAGGCCGCUGUGGAAAAGGCAGUUACAAAGGCUAUGGAAAGGUUGGCAAUGAGCCUUGGUGAAUGUAUCUCACAAGCCGUUUCUAGUCAUUUAUCUCAUUUGAUGCAAACUACCUGCCCAGCUCCUGUACCAACGCAAACAGUUGAUCCUGAGCACCAAACUAAUCAUGAAAGAUCAGACGCCAAUCCUUGCAAUAACGAUAUUGGACUUUCAAAUCCCUCUUCUGCGGGUCCUACAACUUGUAAUCUGGUUAAUACAGAUUUGGAGAUGACAGAGGUAGAACAAAAUGCUCGAGCAUAUAAAAGAACCAUGUCGUCUAUUAGUGAAGACUCCUCCUCCGGUCCUCACUCAAAAGCGAAGAAAAGUCAGUCCAGUGAUGUGCUGAAGGAUAACAUUCUGCAGAAGGCAGUUUCGACUGCGGCACUUUCCAAAAAAUAGGAUCACUAAAAGUGCUUCAGUGGAACUGCCGCUCUUUAUAUUCUGCAUCAGUAGAUUUAACUUGUUUAACUUCUCAACUUAAUCCUGAUUUAAUUAUGUUACAAGAAACGUGGCUAAAACCUGAGAAAUCUUUUCAACUGAAAUUCUACAGGUCAUUUCGAUUAGACCGUCCUACAAGAGGCGGCGGGUUACUUACACUUAUCUCAUCUAAAAUUUGCCAUAAGGCUAAAAUUUCAUAUCAAGUUUCUACUCCAGAGUGUGAAAUCCUAGCUAUAAAAUUGGUUCUCCCGGGAUGUGCUCCUUUUACCCUAGUUAAUGCAUAUUUUCCAUCUGGCGUACAGGACACUAGCACACUGGAUAGUGUCAUUAACUCUUGUGGACGUGACAUUGUAAUCUCAGGUGAUUUCAAUUCUCACCAUAUCUCAUGGGGUUUAAGAACAGAUUUGUGCGGCACCCGAUUGUGGAACUGGUCGUUGGACAAUCGCCUCACGUGUGUAAACUCCGGAUCUAUUACGUUUGUUAGAGGCCGAUCUUACUCUUCACUAGAUCUUACAUUCUCUGGCCCGAGUCUCUCCGUAACUUCUUGGUCGACUAUUGAUUGUUCGACAAGCAGUGAUCACCUUCCGAUAGUAUUUGACGUUGCACGUCCGGUAACAUUUAUAGGUGACCAGGUUCGAACCUUCAUAAAUUACAACAUUUUUAAAAAAUGCCUACGAAAUGUUCUUUCAUCUCUGUCUGAUGCGCCUACAGAACAAAAAACCACGAUUAUCUGUUCCGCUUUGGAAAGUUCUCAAAAAAAGGCUCAAUUUGAGAUUGGAUUGAAUAAAAGAAAUUCUUACAGUCCUUGGUGGAAUGAAGAAUGCACUCGAGACUACAGAAAGAGAAAAGCUGCUUGGAAAAAAUUAUUGCAUAACCAGAGUCCCCAAAAUUGGAGUGACUAUAAAUUUUUUCGAGCUGUCUUUAAACAUACAGUUUCUAAAGCCAAAUAUGAAUUCGACUGUAAGCAUUUUGAUUUCUUAUCUAACAAUAAAAAUAGGCGUGCAUUGUUCCGUUUUCUCCGCGGUAGGAAAAUUCUUCCGCGCCAAAUUAAUAUUGACUCUAUAAUCUUAAGUAGCGAUGAAAUGAAACAAUCACUAGAAGAAAUCGCGAAGGGAUUAGAAAUUAGAUUUUCUUCUGUCUUACCAAGUGGUUCUCGCUUACGAAGGGCAUCAGAUGAUUUUACAGAAAUCUCUAUGUUAGAAUUGGCUGAAAUCGUGGAGCGACUUCCAGAUUCAGCUCCCGGUGUGGAUGGGGUAACAUCUACUAUGAUCAGAAUUUUAUUUAAGGAAGCUCCUGAUGACCUUUUGGCUAUUGUAAAUUACUCAAUUCGCUUCUCAUGGAUUCCGUCUGCGUGGAAAAUUGCUAAAAUCAUCCCUAUUCUUAAAAAUCAUGGGGAAGGAUAUACAAUAGAUAACAUUAGGCCAAUUGCGCUAACUUCAAAUUUGGUUAAAUUAAUUGAAAGAAUUCUAUAUGCCCGCAUGAUUAAAUUUAUACAGAACAAGGACUUGCUUAGCCCCUGCCAAAUUGGAUUCCGACCAUCAUGUUCAAUUUGGCAUGCUCACGUGGACCUAGAAAGUAGAAUAAAAUUAGCACGACGACAGAGGCAAAUAGGUGCUCUUGUGACAUUAGACAUUUCCAAAGCCUACGACAGUGUAGAACACUUAAUUUUAUUAGAUAUAUUGCGAAAUCUAGACAUUCCAAAUUAUUUUUCAAACUGGAUUGGUGAGUUUUUAAAUGGAAGAACAUUUUACUGCAGUCUGAGAGGCGUUUCCUCUAGUAUAUAUAAUCAAUCACGAGGUGUUCCUCAAGGAGCUGUCACUUCACCAUUACUAUUUAAUAUUCUGAUGUGUUCCAUUCCUCUUCAUCAAGAUGUACAAACAUACGUAUACGCGGAUGACAUUGCUUUCUUCGCAUCAGACAGUGAUAUUCACUCUCUAUAUUAUCGACUACAAAACUACCUCAACGCCAUAGAAACCUGGUUAAACAAAAUUCGCCUUUCACUUAACGUUAGAAAAUCCUCGAUAUUGGUUUUUCCUCUUAAUAAUCCCGUUAAUAUAUCGAUAUCUUAUCGCCUCGAGACUAUACCUCAAGUGGAGUCGGUGAAAUACUUAGGUGUAGUAUAUGACGGUUCCCUCAACUGGCUCGGCCAUAUCGACCAUAUCGUUAAAAAAGGAGUACGAGCAGUUGGUAUGCUACGUAAGCUGUGCAAUAGUCGGUCCGGAAUGCGGAGAGAUCCACUUUUAAUGAUAUACAAAAUGUAUGUGCGGCCCAUUUUAGAAUUUGGAUGUGUUUUAUUUUCUGGUGCCCCAGCUUAUAAAUUACGUCCCCUUGUUCUACUUGAGCGGGAAGCCCUACGACUGUGUUGUGGAUUACCGAAAUAUGUUGCCAAUAACAUAUUACACCAAGAAGUCAGGUUGCCCUCAAUAUUGUGUAGAUUUCGGUUACUGACGGUGCAAACAGUCUUGAAAUUGUAUGAAUCCCCUAUUAGAAGAUUGAAAUACAUAUUCAUUUCCCAGCCUGCACUUUUCUUCGGAGUACACUGGCAUCGUUUUCAUACACCACAGGUGGUCUUCGUACAAACAUUGAUAAACCCCUUAAAUGUACGUCUUUGGGAGGUAUCGCCUAUUUGUGAUGUGCGAGAGAACCUAAAAAUUAUAUAUGAUGACAUCUACCCAAAUAAUGCAAAACAUCUUCCUUAUAAUAUAUUAAACGGCUUAUUACAGGACCAUUUAUUGGGUUUAUCUAUAAGUACGGUCAUUGCGACAGACGCCUCACAGUGUGAAGAAAAAUCUGGAAUUGGCAUUUUCUCUCCCGCUCUAAACUGGUCAUUUGCAAUCAGGAUUCCGGACUUUUAUUCCGUAUUUUUGGCUGAAUUUCUAGCUGUAGUCCUAGCCUUACGCAAACUAAAUUUGUCAACAUCGGCGGUAGUAAUUAUAACAGAUUCUUUAUCCUUAUGUUCCUCGCUAACAGCAAAUGGUGUCACUAACCUUUUACGUACAUUUCAUUUUCUAGUACCUGCCCACAUAAAUUUAAUUAGAUUGCUUUGGGUGCCUGGACAUAAAGGAUUAGUCAUGAAUGAAAUGGCUGACAGUCUCGCGAGAGCGGCCCUCAGUGGCCCUGUAUUACCAUUACUUCCUACAAUAGCUUACCUGACGACUACUAGAUUCAGGAGAUAUACAAUUACUCAAGACUUUUUGAACCCAGCUGUAGCAAAUUUUUCCGAGUAUCGACACCUCCUAUUCCCUUGGCCUAAAAAUUCCUUUCACACAAGAAAAACUGAAGUCAUCUUUACCCAAUUACGUUGUCGAAUACCAAAAUUAAACUUUUAUCGUCACAGGGCUGGUCUGGUGCCCUCCCCUCUGUGCCCAGUCUGUGGAGAAGAUGAAACAAUCGAUCAUUUUUUCAUAUUCUGCCGCCGUUUCACUUCUUUAAGAAAAAAUCUAGAAUCAAGAUUUACACAGCUUGGUUUGAGCUUUUCAAUUAUAAAUAUCCUUUCUCUAGGAGCCUCCUCUCUUGGACAGUGCCACAGGGAUAUUUGCUCAACCGUGGAGGAUUUUAUAAUUGCUACGAAGAGGUUGUCUUGAAUUAUUAAACAUUUUAUUUUUGUUCUUUUCCUCCAGUUAGCUUUACCAUUUACAGUUUUUUAAUAAAGAUAGCCUAAUUUCAUCCAAAUCUUGGCCAAUCCCCCACAGUGGGUGUGCGCCAUCGCUCAAGGAAUACCAUACCAUACC
This is a messenger RNA of Dermacentor albipictus, 5205 nucleotides long. The record is from RefSeq and is a predicted model, not a curated record. NCBI's taxonomy places the organism in Eukaryota, Metazoa, Arthropoda, Arachnida, Ixodida, Ixodidae.